AUGGCGAAGACUUUCUCUGAACUCCGCGCCAUAGGUGAUAAACAUAUCCAUAUUUGCAACAGUAACAAAUGGAGUUACAUGGGCAUGAACCAAGCAAGACAGGAAAAGAAGGAAAAUGAAGGCAACACAAUGACUCAAAAAGAAGAGAUGGUUCUACAAAACAGAAUGGUUAGAAUCAAAUUGGCACCAUUUACCAUCUUAUCAUUCGAGAAUAAGGUGAAGCUGAGCAUAUCUGAAGGAAGGGUCUACAAAGAUUACAACAAGCCAACACAUGAUACACAACUAGAUCACCAACUCAUCCUAAUCCUACCAAGUCCUAAAAGCACAAGGCUUAAUCUAAUUUCUAUUUCACAAACACCUCUUGUUACCUGGUUGACACUUUCAGCUGCCCACAUCCUAUAA
Molecule: messenger RNA, 402 nt
Organism: Prunus armeniaca (apricot)
Lineage: Eukaryota; Viridiplantae; Streptophyta; Magnoliopsida; Rosales; Rosaceae
Source: the annotation of a GenBank genome assembly